AUGUCGCCUCCAUUCCCCCAAUUAUCCCCAGACCAGCAGUCACUGCUCACGGAGAGGCUCUUGCACUGGAGUUUGGCCAAUGGGUUGACAAUGUACCCGCCGCAGUUCAAGACAUUCUCACCGGUGGCCGCGCCCAUGACGCUUUUUCCGACACCGUUUCCCCGCGAGGCCUUCCUGAGUGCAUUAGCAGUCCAGGAAACGUUCAACCAGUUGUAUAUUAACGUCGUGACCAACACGCCCUGGUUAACGACGAUCUUAGAGAGCUUGUCUGAGUUCGACCCCGACUUUACAGGGAAAUUGUUUUCCACCUACAAAGCGGCCGUUCAGAUCGGAAUCCCGCAGCCGGUAUCAAUGGGUUUGUUUAGAUCCGAUUACAUGGUCCAUGGCGCUGAAAUCAAGCAGAUUGAGUUCAACACGGUGAGUGUGUCCUUCGGGGGGCUUUCCUCCAAGAUUGCCGAAGCGCACUCUUAUUUGAACAACACGGGCGCCUACACCGCCGAUGGCAAGAAGUACUACGACCCCAAAGCUUUGCCAGCUUCUGAGUCCAUUGAAAAGUUGGCGAGUGGCUUAGCAGAUGGACAUGCUGCUUAUAACGAAUCGCAAGACACCUCUACCGUGGUUUUGGUGGUGGUUCAGCCGGGCGAGAGAAAUGUUUUCGACCAGAGACACAUUGAGUACUCGUUGUUGAAGCGCGGGAUCAAGUCCGUGAGAAUGACCUUGGGCGAAAUCACCACCAAAACCACCGUUGACGCCGCCAGAAAGCUCUAUGUCAAUGCCAGUGGUGAAGAGGUGUCUGUGGUUUACUUCAGAUCCGGUUAUGCUCCUGCCGAUUACGUGAACGAAUCGACCUGGGAGGCUAGAUUGCAUUUGGAAACGUCUCUUGCGGUCAAGUGUCCCUCGUUGUUGACUCAGCUCUCGGGUUCCAAGAAAAUUCAGCAGAUCUUGACCACUCGCGAACAAAUCGUCCAGUUCUUACCAGACGCCCCGGAGGCUCAGCUCGCGCAAUUGUUGUCCACCUUUGUGGAUAUCUAUCCAUUGGACGACACCCCACGCGGACAGCUCGCGAAAAAGCUCGCAUUUGAGCAAUCAGAGCACUUUGUAUUGAAGCCACAGAGAGAGGGCGGAGGAAACAACAUUUACAAGGAAAAUAUCCCUGGCUUCCUCCGCUCCUUGGACGAGAAGGAGUGGGCCGGGUACAUUUUGAUGGCGUUGAUCUCACCGCCAAGAUACGACAACAAGAUUGUACGGUCUGACGAGACGUUCAGCGAGCCGAUCAUUUCCGAGUUGGGCGUUUUCGGUACCGCUGUUUUCAACGAGCAGACUGGUGAGAUUUUAACCAACAAGACGGCCGGCUGGUUGCUUAGAUCGAAGUUUGAGUCGAGCAAUGAGGGUGGUGUUGCUGCCGGGUUCGGCUGUGUAGACAGUGUGGUGUUGUACUAG
Babjeviella inositovora NRRL Y-12698 is the source of this 1440-nucleotide messenger RNA. It is a transcript of the gene GSH2, whose product is annotated as glutathione synthase. NCBI's taxonomy places the organism in Eukaryota, Fungi, Ascomycota, Pichiomycetes, Serinales. The coding region runs from base 1 to 1440 and encodes 479 amino acids. Gene Ontology annotation, cellular component: cytosol. The transcript has a single exon. The record is from RefSeq and is a predicted model, not a curated record. Gene Ontology annotation, molecular function: glutathione synthase activity; glutathione binding; ATP binding. Gene Ontology annotation, biological process: glutathione biosynthetic process.